Molecule: messenger RNA, 708 nt
Organism: Zeugodacus cucurbitae (melon fly)
Lineage: Eukaryota; Metazoa; Arthropoda; Insecta; Diptera; Tephritidae
Product: general odorant-binding protein 19d
Exons: 5
Coding region: 164-595 (143 amino acids)
Biological process (GO): sensory perception of smell
Molecular function (GO): odorant binding
Source: RefSeq, a predicted model, not a curated record
AAAGCUAAUAUGGGCGGUGGGUAUAUAAGAUAUUCGUAUGUAAUAGAAGUUUUCAGCUGAUAUAAAAGUACAUCGAAGUUGUAAGAUAAAUUUAGAGAGCAUUUUGUGUUCGUCAAAUCUAGUGGUUUUACUUGCCGGUUCCUAAAAGUGUGAAUUGUUUAAAAUGAAGUACUUCGUAGUGUGCCUGGCUAUCUUCAGCUUAGUCAUCUCCCAUACUGAGGCUCAAGAGCUACUGGAAAAAAUUAAGCAGAUUGCUGAGGAGUGUAAAGGGCAAGUUGGCGCCAGCGAUGAUGAUGUGACAAGAAUGUUAAAAUAUGAGCCGGCAACUAAUGACAAAGCUAAGUGUCUGCAGGCCUGUAUCAUGAAACAAUUCGGCAUUCUGGAUGACAAUAACAAACUAGUUGAAGCUGGUGCUAUGGCCUACAUAAAGUCGCUAGCUGCUGGCGAUGCAGAGUUGGAGAAGCUCAGCACCGAGGUUUACAAUGAAUGCAAGAACACCCCGGCAAGCAGCAAUGAAUGUGAGUACGCUGAAGCUGUUCGUGUCUGCACUAUCGAAAACUCAAAGUCCAAAGGCAUUAAGAUUUUACCUCAGUAAAAAGGUUUAUUCGCUGACCGGCUAAGAAGUACUUUAAGUACGUGUAUUAUCGCAAUAAAAAAAUAGUUUUCUUAUGAAAUCUUUUAAUAAAUAUAAUGGAAUGCAAAUGUAAA